AUGGCAUCUCCAUUCUUCUUUGUCAACAAGAAAUCAGGAGAUCUACAACCAUGCCAAGACUACAGGAAACUCAAUGAUGCCACCAUCAAGAACACCUACCCCAUUCCACGAGUAGAAGAUCUACUGGAUCAUGUCACCUCUGCCAAACCAACCAUAUUCACCAAGCUUGACCUACGUGCAGGAUAUAACAAUCACCUGAAAGAAGCAGAUCUGUUCCUCAAACCAGAGAAGUGUUUCUUUGAUGUAUCAGAAGUUGAAUUUCUUGGGUUCAUUCUCCGACCAAGUCAAAUUGGAAUGGCCAAGGAUAAGGUGUCAGCAGUACUCAAUUGGCCAAAGAUUGACAGCAUCAAAGCACUACAAUGGUUCCUAGGCUUUGCCAAUUUCUAUCAAUAA
Molecule: messenger RNA, 393 nt
Organism: Fibroporia radiculosa
Lineage: Eukaryota; Fungi; Basidiomycota; Agaricomycetes; Polyporales; Fibroporiaceae
Exons: 2
Coding region: 1-393 (130 amino acids)
Source: RefSeq, a predicted model, not a curated record